This is a messenger RNA of Somion occarium, 661 nucleotides long. Lineage: Eukaryota; Fungi; Basidiomycota; Agaricomycetes; Polyporales; Cerrenaceae. The record is from the annotation of a GenBank genome assembly.
GGGGGCACGCGUCUUGCCUUGCCUUAGAUUCGACUCUGCACAGGAUCCUAUAAGCCACUCAUACCUCCUUUCUUCCGUUCUUGACCUUGAUUCCUCUACACGACCAAAUUUAAUACAUUUGCAUUGAAAUACAAUGUUGAUCAAAGUCAAGACACUUACUGGCAAGGAGAUCGAACUCGAUAUCGACCCAGAUGACAAGGUCACCCGUAUAAAGGAGAAGGUAGAAGAGCAAUCCGGUGUGCCACCACCGCAACAACGAUUGAUCUUUAGCGGUCGACAAAUGGCUGAUGACAAGGCUAUCAAGGACUUUAACAUCCAAGCUGGGGCCGUACUGCAUCUUGUCCUUGCGCUUCGUGGAGGAUGCUAGUAGCAAACGGGGUCUACUGUAUCCGGGACUAGACAUGAUAUCUGGAAAGGUCAAGAAGAAGCCUACGAUGUAUCCAUUACGCUAUUGUUGAAGUAUCCAUAUUUUCUUCUCGCUGUAUAGUUUGUACUCCGCGCCGAUCUUUCAGCACAUCGAUCACUGUCUCGAUGUCCUCCGUCCUGUAUCGAGGUGUCGCCCUUGACAGGAUACUUUGGAUGUACUUGAUUAUCAGAUUUACAUUUUGUCUAUUCGUUAGUCGCUGGUACUCCAACAACGUCUGCGCCUGGCAGAAGCCAU